Choloepus didactylus (southern two-toed sloth) is the source of this 1488-nucleotide messenger RNA. It is a transcript of the gene C8H12orf60, whose product is annotated as chromosome 8 C12orf60 homolog. The record is from RefSeq and is a predicted model, not a curated record. The transcript has 4 exons. Lineage: Eukaryota; Metazoa; Chordata; Mammalia; Pilosa; Megalonychidae. The coding region runs from base 630 to 1364 and encodes 244 amino acids.
CUCGUAUAUUUAAGGAAGGGACUUUUUUCCCUUAUUUAUGCCUCCCCGUUUUUGGCUUCGUGAGCAACUCUGCUUGAAAACGAGUUGCCAAAUAGCAUUUGCCGCUGUGUCAGGUUGUCCCAUGUGGGCGCCUGAUCCAUCCCGGAGUUUAGCGAUGGUUUAUGGACACACACACACACCACUGCGCAAAUUAGUGCCCGUGUUAGGGUCCCAGAAUGGUAAUCUACAGGAUUAGUUUUUUUGAAGAGGAAGUGAAGGAUACAUGUGCAGUCAGUUGUAAAUUUAUUAGUGGCGAAGUUAAUUUUUACUGCUCCUUUCCCGACUGGUUUCACCACCCAAAAGCCCUCUAUGAUGUCACUUAUACGUUUGGGAUUAUUCACUAUCACCAAACUUGGUCAUUUUCUUCCUUUCUUUUCCUUCUUACUAUCCUAAAAACUCCGCCCUUCUCUUUUCCCCUUGAAGAUCAUUUCAUGAAAUAAAAACUCCAGUUUGUGACUUUGGAUUCAGAAGAUCAUCAGCUAGAUCGCUAUUUAGAUAUUUAGGUGAAAUUAGAAGAGUCCCUUGAAUUACUGACUCAGUGACAAUUCAUCUAAUAAAGUCCUAAGUGCUGCAAUUUCUUUAUUGGAGGAAUGUCUUCAGAGUCACAGAAGGAUGAAGAGAGGCUGGCUCAAGCUGCCAAAACAUUCUUUUUUUCUGUGCAAGAUCUUACUUCCUUCACAAACACCUUUACUGAAUUGUUUAACAGCUCUAUGAGUACUAAUAUCCUCUUGAUCACUGCGAGAGACGAUAGUAAUGUUAAGGAUUUCUUUGAACAAAUGCUCAAAGUUGUUAAGGAGAUGAAAUCUGUAGUGGAUGCAAAGCAUGCAAAAUUGCAAAAGGAGCCUUUAUAUUCCAAGAUCGCAACUACUGUGUUCUCCAUGGUUGAGAAGGGUACUGAUUUAAAGACAUUGCACCAGUCAGCCAAAGAGGUGUUCAAAAAUAACCAGGAGCCAGUCAUCAUCUCUGUGCUGAAUGGUAGUCACAUCCUUGGGAGUUUGGAAACUUCUCUUUCACUCUUGAUGAAAUGCCCCAUCAUGAAUCUUCAACUCAGUGACUUCUAUAAGAAAGACACCAAAGAGCAAUCAGAUGCCACCACAUCUGAGGAAAGCACGAAUCCAGGCCCUUCUAAAAACACCAUAAAAGACACCUUGAAAAAGUUGGAGGAUGCACUAAAAACUGAGAAUGCGAAGAAUCCCAUUGAGUCUGCUGCAGAUCAGUUGGAGCAAAUUGUCAAGACUAUGGGACCAGGCUUAGAGGUCCUCCAAAAAGUCACACAGACUAUGGAGACCAAUAAUUCCAUGUCUAAGAAAGAUAGUGACAAGUAGGAGUGCAACAGAAUAAGUACUCACUUCUGUUGGAAAAUUAGUUUAAAUCCUAGGAUUUCUUCAGAGUACUUUCUAAGAACCUUUGAUGCUAGCUUUGUGGGUCUGUUGGAACGUAAGUGCAGGG